Molecule: messenger RNA, 1609 nt
Organism: Maniola jurtina (meadow brown)
Lineage: Eukaryota; Metazoa; Arthropoda; Insecta; Lepidoptera; Nymphalidae
Product: PCNA-associated factor-like
Exons: 5
Coding region: 169-726 (185 amino acids)
Biological process (GO): translesion synthesis; regulation of cell cycle
Cellular component (GO): nucleus
Molecular function (GO): chromatin binding
Source: RefSeq, a predicted model, not a curated record
CAGUUAUACAUGUUAUUGGUCUGUGGUUUGAAACUUUUUGGCGCAAUUUUCUACGAGUUGUAUUAUAAGUUACCGUAAUAAAAUAAAAAUUAGUGAUUACAAAUAUACAUACGUGUUAUAUUAAUAAUUAAACAUUUCGCUGUAUAAUACGCACCAAAAAUUAUUAUUAUGGCACGAACGAGAGCUUCGGUGACGGCUAAAGCUGUAACUGGUAAAAGCAGUAAAGUAAGAUACAGUGGCGCCAAACCAUCCAAGAGUACUGGCCAGUCAGUUCCAGGUUCCCACAGUGAAAAAUCUUCUCGGACGCUAUCUGGAGGCAACCCUGUGUGUCCGCGAGAGACUCCUAAAUGGCAGAAGCCUAUCACCAACUUCUUUGUUGUGAACCAGUCUGUCAAGACUGUUGAUGAAGAGGAUCCUCAGGCUGGCACUUCAAAAUCAAAACCAAAACGCAAUGUCAUAUAUUCAGAUGACGAAGAGGAACAAACAGAAAAACCAAUCAACAAAGAACUAGAUGAAACUAUCCAACUGGAACCCUUAACAGGCGAGGAUAGUCACAAGAUAAACGAGUACUACGUCAAAAAAGAUAAAGGCGUGGAAAAGAAAAGCAGCGAAGAAAAGAUAGAUAAAGAAAACAUAGAUGACAAUGUGACGAGGAAUAAAAGACAUUUAGAUGAACUUAAUGAUGAUGAUGAAAGAGAUAGUAAAAAGAUAAAAGUUGAUCAAUAAUUGUUUGUUAAAUUUUCGAUAGUUUUUAGAAUUAAUUUAAAAAGUCCAAAUCUACUGCAAUUCUGGAAUUUGGACUAUUGGUCAAGUCUAACAGUGCAAACUCAAGUCUUUCAAUUGUUAAACAGAAGUAAAUCUUAUGUAUUAUAUUAUAGGAAUGAGAAACCUUUUGAUGAAGUCGAUUUAGAUGACGAAUGAGAUACUAAAAAGAUAAAAGUUAAUUAUAAUGAAUUAAAUGUAAUUUAUUGACUAGUUUUAAGUUAUCAACUAAUUUUUUUGGGUUUAAUUUAAUUAAGUUUAGUUUAAUUUAAUAGUAUUUCAAAACUACUGCUGUUCUCGGUUUUAGAUAUAAUAGUCUUAAUUUUUCUUAAUUUAAUAGUCCAAACACGAUUUAUAUAUCUCCAUUUGCAGUUUAAUAGUCCGACUCAACUACAGCAAUGAAUUUGUACACUAAGAUUAGCCUAAGAUUGCGUUGAACGUAACAGGUACCUACUAGUAAUAAAAAAAAACGUUAUUUUGUGGAAUCUUUGACUAAAGCAUACACACACGAAAUAAGUUUUCGUCCCCUCAUAUUAAAAAACGAGUUAAAAACGAAUAUCGAUAUCGAGGACAAUAUGUAUAAUUGUGUCAAACUUGUAGUAGGGGUUAGUAACGAAAUGCUUCCUAAUUAUUUUGUGUGUUCUUUUACUUGAUUAUUACCUAUAAGGUUGAUUUUUCAAUCGUUAAAAUAAUCACUGAUACAUGAUUUUGAGGUUUUGACAGUUUUGUAUAGAAAAUCUGUAAAAACGUGAUUGAAAAAUCGGCCUUUAGGAAACUAAAUGUGAUAAAUUAAUAUAGCUAAAUGUACCUACAUAUUUUGUUACUUUAAAUAAAAUAAGACGAAAUA